Priapulus caudatus is the source of this 537-nucleotide messenger RNA. RefSeq lists its product as uncharacterized. Gene Ontology annotation, cellular component: neuron projection membrane. The transcript is spliced from 3 exons. The record is from RefSeq and is a predicted model, not a curated record. Lineage: Eukaryota; Metazoa; Priapulida; Priapulimorpha; Priapulimorphida; Priapulidae. Bases 1 to 537 code for a protein of 178 amino acids. Gene Ontology annotation, biological process: synapse organization.
AUGGCGCCGCAGCAGUCGUCUGACUUCACGAUUCGACGGCGCGUUUUCCAUUCCUUUCAGGGAAACCUGAUCGACACGUCAGAAUCGUCCGCGGUUGAGAUAACGGCGCCAAAGGUUGUGGAGCAGGGCGAGAACAUUCGACUAGAAUGCAAUGUGACCGCAAAACCUCGGCCACCAGUGAAGGUGCUUUGGUUCCACAACAACUCUAUCAUCAUUAUCAAUCAUGAUGAGAAAUCUCUAAGGACAAAAGUGAUGUAUAAACGAACUAGUUAUUCGACUGUCAGCAUACUGACAGUACAGAACGCACAGCGAACAGAUUCUGGAACCUAUAUGUGCAAGCCAGACUCUGCUACAGGGACUAGUGCGGAAGUGCUCGUGGUCAAUGGGAAGAGACCGGAGGCGAUCAAAGGCGACACAACAUCAUCAUCAUUAUCGUCGUCGUCUAUCAACUGUAAAGGCAAUACGAGAGCAUUGAUCGUGCUGCUCGCGGGAUUUUUGUUGGUCUCCUAUACAUCUCCUCUAUUUGCAGCAUAUUGA